AUGCUGCCGACCCUGAAAUGUCAGCUGAUGAGUGAUUACAGUGAGUUGCCAGUCGCCCGUUUGAGUAAAAAGGAAGAGGGCAUAGAGAGGGAUUUACUUCGAGAAAUGGACUUUGGAGAAAUCAUUGAUGAUUUUGCCUCUAAGAAAGCACAGAAGUCACCGAAUAUCCCCGUUCGUUAUAAAUGCCCUACUAAUAAAACACCGCGUAGAAAUAGAGCAUUCAGACAUCAAAAAGUUCCGUAUAUUGUCAACGUUCAAAAAAAUGAACACAAUGAAUGUGGAGGAAUUAUAAUAACAUCUGAAAUUAUUCUGACAGCCGCUCAAUGCUUUCAUGAUGAAAAUGCAUUCUAUAGCGUUCUAACUGCUUCAAUGCAUGUAGGUGGUAGGACAAGACGAAAUAUAACACACAAAAUCAUAUAUCCGCAUUUCAAUGGGGAUACACUUACUGGCGAUCUUGCCUUGCUCAUAAUUCAACCGCCUAUCGACUUGGUACAUUCACCUAAUCGAAGAAUAGAAAUUUACAAUGGAAUUUUACCGACAAAGUCUUAUGUUACUUUGAGUGGCUGGGGACACCUUUACGGAAGCGGAAGCAGAUUAGUAGUGUCCAGACAUUUGCGAUCCAUCAUUGUUCCUACAAUCAGCGUAGAAGAGUGUCGAAGUUUUUACCAUGACGUAAGGUUAAUUACAAAUCAAGAGAUUUGUACUUUUGAUAGAGGGGGAGAAAAAUACGGAAGCAACGGUGAUGCUGGCGGUCCUUUAGUUUUUGGUGGUAAACUGGUUGGUGUUUAUUCUUGGGGUGGAGACGGUCAUCCUCGAGAAAAUCCUGAUGUUUUUAUGAAUUUGCUUUAUCCUUUGUAUAGAAACUGGAUCCUAGCAAACGUUCGGUUACAUCAUGGAUGGUUUUAG
Belonocnema kinseyi is the source of this 906-nucleotide messenger RNA. RefSeq names its product trypsin eta-like. Lineage: Eukaryota; Metazoa; Arthropoda; Insecta; Hymenoptera; Cynipidae. Gene Ontology annotation, molecular function: serine-type endopeptidase activity. Gene Ontology annotation, biological process: proteolysis. The transcript has 4 exons. The record is from RefSeq and is a predicted model, not a curated record. The coding region runs from base 1 to 906 and encodes 301 amino acids.